This is a messenger RNA of Epinephelus moara (kelp grouper), 1402 nucleotides long. Its product is annotated as T-cell immunoglobulin and mucin domain-containing protein 4-like. The record is from RefSeq and is a predicted model, not a curated record. The coding region runs from base 219 to 875 and encodes 218 amino acids. NCBI's taxonomy places the organism in Eukaryota, Metazoa, Chordata, Actinopteri, Perciformes, Serranidae. The transcript is spliced from 6 exons.
GACUAUGGACAAUGAUAGACUUAGAUGUAGUUUGUUACAGCAGAUAAGAUGUGAGUAUUCGCAAUGUAGACAUGGCUAGUAUUGAUUUCCUUCCUGUUUUUCAGAAAAGGAAGUUGAUACUUUAGUGCCAGAUCCUUUUUUUUUGCAGAGUGUGUGUGGGGGGGUAGAAAUGCAUCUUAUCCUCACUUUGGGACAUAGUUAUACAAUAGCCUACACACAUGCGUGGUCUUUGUUAUUUUUUCCUCUCCAUCUUGACCCAAGUGUCAGCCAGCACCCUCAAAGUCAUUGGCUUCUUUGGGCACAAUGUCACUUUGCCCUGUAGUUACGACUCCCAAACUCACGGCGUCCUGGGUUUCUGCUGGGGACAAGGGAUGGUGCCCAUGUCCAAAUGCUCCAACACCAUCCUCUCCUCAGGGGAUGGGGUUGUGGUUUUCAGGGAGUCCCCCAGAUACCAGCUGCUGGGCAGGGUGGCAGAUGGAGAUGUGUCGCUGACCAUCCUGGAUGCUCAGUGGAGUGAUGCCGGUGUGUACGGCUGCAGGAUUGAGAUCCCAGGAUGGCUCAAUGAUAAAAAGAUCAACACAGAACUUGUCUUGGAGGAAGCUCCUGUGGAACAACUUGUUACCCAGGACUGGACACUGACUACUGAUGGAAGACAGGACACAUUGACAACAUCUGCUCCAAAUAAUGUAGAUACAUCAACUGAGGAAAAAUUCAAAGCCUUCCUGCAAGUGGAAAACAUCAGCAGGGCUGCAAUUAUUUUCUUCUUGGGCGCAAUCAUAAUCCUCGUCUUUGUUUACUGGAGAAGAUUUCUGCCCAAGACGACACUUCAACAUCUCAACGCCUCAACUGCUGAGAACAUUUACGAAGUGUUAUGAAUUGCCCCUAUGAUGGAGUGCUGGUCAACAUAAUGAGGACAUAUGAGUGAAGAAGGCACUGCUAGCUGAAUGUGUCUUGCCGUGUGCUGACUCUAUCCACCUCCUCAGCUUUAUUGAGAAACCUUUUGAACCCAGUAAAGCAGCUUACAGGGUCCCACUAUUCUCAGAUAGCUCCGAAAAAGGCAAAUGUGUGUCAUGUGCGUCUGAGCAGAUGCAAAAAUAUCCUGCAGAUUAAUUAAUUUGCUUCUAUUUUUCUGUCUGUUUUUCAUGGCAAAGUUGAUGUCGCAGCUCUGAAAAGCUUGUGGACGGUUCAUACUUGUGUACACAAUGCCACCUACUGGACUCAGUGUGUCAUUAUCAAAAUGUUAAAGAAGAUUCUACUGUGAAUGCACUGUACAUUUACUGUGAAUCAAUCAAAUGUUUAUUUUAAUUUUUUUUUUACUGUAAUGGUUGGAUUUAAUGUAUGAAUUGUAGAUUUAAAAGUGGUUGAAUAACUUUGUAAAAUAAAAAAGACAUUAUGGACAGAC